UUUUCUAAGCCUCAACUGCUGAGACGCAUUCUGAGUCUACUAUAGAAGAAUCUCCAGUCUCAGCGUCAUGAACCAUCACAGCAUUCUUAUUUUCUGCCUCAUAUUCCUGACUCUGAGUGGGACUCAAGGAAUACCUCUUUCCAGAACAAUACGCUGCAUCUGCAUCGAGACUAGUACUCAAUCUGUUAAUCUAAGGUCCGUUGAGAAACUUGAAAUUAUCCCUGCAAGUCAAUCUUGUCCACGUGUUGAGAUCAUUGCCACAAUGAAAAAGAACGGGGAGAAGAGAUGUCUGAAUCCAGAGUCUAAGGCCAUAAAGAAUUUACUGAAAGCAGUUAGAAAAGAAAGGUCUAAAAGAUCUUCUUAAAACCAGCUAGAAGCAAAAUCACUGCAGUGCUGAUAAGGACGGAUCACAGAGAGGCUGCCUCUCUCUUCACUUCCCUACAGAGUAUAUGUCAAACUCUCACUGUUCCUGAUUUAUAGUUCUCCUGAAAGGUGACCAACCAGUUACCAAAUUAGCUGCUAGUACGCCUGUGAGAAUGUGCAUGGGUCAUCAUCCUGAGCUAAUAAUAUCUCUAGAAAUAGUGUUACUAGUUCUAUUACUAAUAGUAAUAGCACUAAUAACUAGUAUUAACUCUGCCCUGGCACUAUUCUAUAAGCUAUGCCAAGGUAUUACAUACAUUCUUAGCAAAUGUGCCAAAUCCUAGUGCUGCUACUGACUCUUUCCUCACCUCUCCUAUUUUCUAAGAGUUCCUAAGGAAUCUUUUACUUCUGGAUUUACCAGACUUCUUUGACUCUCAAGUAACUAAAAGGUAUACAAUCAGGGUGAUAAUCUAUUCUUUUAAGAACAAUCUGUAUUCUACUGCCAUCCUCUCUUUAAGAACAAUCUUUAUUAGCUUCUACUGCCAUCUUCCAAGGACCCACAUCAUUCUUCAGUAGUUAUAUACAUAGAAUUCUAAACACCUAUAGGAAGCUAAAUACAUCUGAAAAUAUUUUUGUAAAUACUAUUUAAUGAAAGAAUGUACAAAACAGAAUUUUUGAUGUUUCUUAUAUUGUUUUCAGUGUAUAUGGACCAACUUGUGUAAUUAAGAACCAUGAGUAAUUGAAGAAAUUUUUAAAUCUAGAUGUAUGUUUUGCAUGUGCCGAAUGGUUUUCAAAAUAAAAAUUUUGUGCUGUGCUGGAGAUAUUGGAAAUGAUUAUCUAACUACUGAGAUACAAAAAAGAUAAUAAAAUAAUUAUAACUAUA
Messenger RNA from Chinchilla lanigera (long-tailed chinchilla), 1243 nucleotides. It is a transcript of the gene Cxcl10, whose product is annotated as chemokine (C-X-C motif) ligand 10. The record is from RefSeq and is a predicted model, not a curated record. Gene Ontology annotation, molecular function: chemokine activity; CXCR chemokine receptor binding. The coding region runs from base 68 to 364 and encodes 98 amino acids. Gene Ontology annotation, cellular component: extracellular region. The transcript is spliced from 4 exons. NCBI's taxonomy places the organism in Eukaryota, Metazoa, Chordata, Mammalia, Rodentia, Chinchillidae. Gene Ontology annotation, biological process: antimicrobial humoral immune response mediated by antimicrobial peptide; cellular response to lipopolysaccharide; chemokine-mediated signaling pathway.